AUGGCCCACGCAGGCCUCGUCCAGACCAGUUUGAUCUGGGUCGCUUAUGCUAUCGCCGUAGCUUUCUGCCUUAUUGCAGCGAUCAUCACCACAUUCACAUGGCAAACUCCCCGUGAACGAUCCGCCGUUGUCAGCAUCGUCGCCAUCGUCAGCUUGACUUCACUACUCGCAACAGUUCUACUCCUACCCGUCGAUAUCGCCCUUGUCUCUGCCACCAGCUCUGCAGCGCUUGGUGCCAAGAAGGACUGGGCUACUCCCGAACGUAUCGACGGCAUCCUCUACACCCUCAAGGUCGUCUACUACAGCUUGUACAGUUUCGAUGCUAUCCUCUGUCUGAUCGUUAUUCCCUUUGCCUACUUCUGGCAUGAGGAGUACGAUGAGAUCGAGGUAGAGGAGGAGGGCCGAACUAUUUCCAGCCGUCUCCUCGCCGCAGCCAAGUACACACUCUUUUUCGUUGCUUUCGUCGUGGUUCUCUUCCUGCUAGGAUUCUUUGUCCCAGCAGCAGGCGACAGCUCUCAGUCUCAUUGGGAUCUCGACUACUUCAAGAAGCUCGUCGCCCAGAACCAUGGCGAAAAGGCUCUGACAUUUGCUUUGGGUCUUCUACUUACCCUUGGCACUCUGCUCUACGUCGUCUACACCGGUGCUGGUCUCGCUCUUCUCCCCAUCUCUUUCAUCAAGGCCGCACCUUCAAUCUCGGCUCCUCAACUUCACCAGACAACUGAAUCUCAAUUGGAACAGAACCGUGAACGCCAGCGACAAAUCGACAUGCGCAAUGUUGGCCGACAGGAGGGUAUGUCUCGAAAGGAUCAGCGCGAAUUGGAUGCUUUGGUCAGGGAGGAACAGACUCUUGUCCGACGUGAGAGACUCGCAGCUGAAGCUCAGGGUGAAGGUCGUAGCAAGAUCUACCAGGCUUGGCUCAAGGUCUGCGCUGUCUUCCGUCCUGUCAAGCUUAUCGGCGGAAUUCUUCUUAUGCUCCUGUCUGUUGUCAUCUGGGUUUCCAUGCUCAUUACCGGCAUUGACAAGGCUAAGAACUCGGUCUGCAAGCAAAAGUGCGGUUACAUCUUGGGUCAGAUUCACGUUUUCCAACCCAUGAACUUCAUCUUUGUCAAGUCCGCCAAGGCUUUCCCCAUCGACUACAUUCUAAUGGCUCUCCUUGUGCUCCUCUUCUUUAGCAGCUCAAUCUCAGGUAUCGCCACCGUGGGCAUUCGAUUCCUCUGGGUUCGCAUCUUCCAGAUCCGCAAGGGUAGGACAGCCCCUCAGGCUCUUCUGAUUGCCACUGUCAUGCUGGGUUUGAUCAUUCUGGCCACCAACUACGGACUCGCUAUGCUGGUUGCACCCCAAUACUCCACCUAUGGUACUCAGACUUUCUGCACCAAUGAACCUGCCCACCCCGGAGAGCAGCCUGACUGCAGUGGUCACAAAGACAUGAUUCAUGCUUGCUCUGAGGCACUCAAGUACAAGCAUGCCAAGGAUGUUUGCACACCAUCGGUGAUGUCAACGGUCCUCAACCGCAUCACCAUCACAUGGCCUUUCUUCGGUCUCAUCGACUUUUGGGCUCAGUUCGCUUUCCUUGGUGUCUUCCUUGUUGUCUUCGUCACUGCCCUCUUCCGAACACCUAAGCUUAACCUUUCUCAAAUCGACGAGGAGGCUGAGGCUGAUGAGGAAGAGAGCCUUCUCGCUUCUACUGGUAGACGCUUUGGUGCGACUUGGCAGGACGUCCGAGGCAAGGUCAGCUCAGGAAAUGACUCUGCAAACAACGGCAACGGAUCACAAUCCGCUGCUUAA
This is a messenger RNA of Fusarium coffeatum, 1785 nucleotides long. RefSeq lists its product as uncharacterized. The record is from RefSeq and is a predicted model, not a curated record. Lineage: Eukaryota; Fungi; Ascomycota; Sordariomycetes; Hypocreales; Nectriaceae. Bases 1 to 1785 code for a protein of 594 amino acids. Gene Ontology annotation, biological process: protein localization to vacuole. The transcript has a single exon. Gene Ontology annotation, cellular component: vacuolar membrane.